Molecule: messenger RNA, 963 nt
Organism: Trypanosoma conorhini
Lineage: Eukaryota; Euglenozoa; Kinetoplastea; Trypanosomatida; Trypanosomatidae
Product: Zinc finger Transcription Factor family member (ztf-7)
Exons: 1
Coding region: 1-963 (320 amino acids)
Source: RefSeq, a predicted model, not a curated record
AUGUCGGACCUAACGACGCUGCGGGCCUCCUGCAAGGCAAUCUUGGCACGUCACCAGCGUGGCCUCACUCUUGAGCUGUCCUGCAUUCUGUGCAGGCAGCGAGUGCGGGGGCAGCAGAGUGCCAUGCAGCACUAUGCCGACGCCCAUGGCAUUCAUCCCACAAACCAUGACAAUAUUGUAGACCUCGACGGAUUUCUCGCGCACUUGCGCGGGCUGCUGUUCCUUCGCGACGAUGAAAGGAUGCACUGCCCGGUGUGUCGCGCGGCCUGCGGCGAGGAGGCCUCGUUGAUGGCGCACAUAGCCGAGGAGGGUCACAGCCGAUGGGAUACCGGCACAAUCCCCACACUGGCACCCUUCUGUAUCACAGGUGACAACGUCAAGGAAGAAGACGGGGAUGGGGAUGAAGAUGAGGAUGAAGCAGAAAAUGCAGGUGGGAACAACGCUGCUGAGGAUGAGGACGAGGAUGAUGGUGGCGAGGACUGGGGUAUUGAACCUGCGGUAUGCCUGUUGUGCGAAACAGAGUCAGAAGACUGCCUGCGUCAUAUGAUUGAUGCCCACGGAUUUGACUUUCGUGCCGCGGUGCAAGCUCACGCGGGUGUGCAUGAGGUGUACGAUCUCAUUAGAAUUGUCAAUAUCAUCCGAAAGUGUGUCGCGCAGGGCAUUUGCCCUUUUAAUUACCGCGAUGAAUCAGCCGAUGUGGAGGCAUGUCGUUGUAGUAUAGCCGCAUCCUCGCUGGAGGAGCAUCUAAGGGAACACCCGCUCCAUGCCCUUCCUCGCGUGCUGUCGUCUGACGACCGCGAACUCAUCCCGGUGCUCUGCGGUGAUGCCUUCAUUUCCUCCGUCGUUGUGGGAGGUGACCUGCUGGCGCAGCAAGAAGAAGAUCCGGACUACCCCAUGGUGCCCACUAUUGCGGAGAUGGCAAAGAAACAGGCAGAAGGCAGGCAGGCAAAGGGAAUCAGCUAG